AUGGACUACCUGAGUCACUACAGAGACCCCCAAGGACCACCUGCGUCACUACACAGACCCCAUGGACCACCUGCGUCACUACAGACACCCCCAAGGACCACCUGCGUCACUACACAGACCGGAUGGACCACCUGCGUCACUACACAGACCCCAUGGACCACCUGCAUCACUACACAGACCCCAUGGACAACCUGCGUCACUACACAGACCCCAUGGACCACCUGCGUCACUACACAGACCCCAUGGACCACCUGCAUCACUGCACAGACCCCAUGGACCACCUGCGUCACUACAGACACCCCCAAGGACCACCUGCGUCACUACACAGACCGGAUGGACCACCUGCGUCACUACACAGACCCCAUGGACCACCUGCGUCACUACACAGACCCCAUGGACCACCUGCAUCACUACACAGACCCCAUGGACCACCUGCGUCACUACAGACACCCCCAAGGACCACCUGCGUCACUACACAGACCGGAUGGACCACCUGCGUCACUACACAGACCCCAUGGACCACCUGCAUCACUACACAGACCCUAUGGACCACCUGUGUCACUAUACAGACCCCAUGUACCACCUGUGUCACUACACAGACCCCAUGGACCACCUGUUCACUACAGAAAUCCCAUGGACCACCUGCGUCGCUACAGAUACCCCCAUGGACCACCUUCGUCACUACAAAGACCCCAUGGACCACCUGCCUCACUACAGAAACCCCAUGGACCACCUGCGUCACUACAGAGACCCCAUGGACACUGUAAAUUUCUUCUGCAAAAAUACUGA
Molecule: messenger RNA, 789 nt
Organism: Procambarus clarkii (red swamp crayfish)
Lineage: Eukaryota; Metazoa; Arthropoda; Malacostraca; Decapoda; Cambaridae
Product: zyxin-like
Source: RefSeq, a predicted model, not a curated record